GACGUGGCCGAGGAGAAUUCACAAAUCCACAGGGAGUAUGCUGCACAAGAGACGGGAGAAUAGUAGUUGCCGAUAGUAAUAACCAAUGUGUACAAGUGUUUAAUUCUGGAACUGGAGAAUUCCGACUUCGUUUCGGAGCCAGGGGUAGAUCUCCAGGCCAAAUGCAGCGACCAACGGGUGUAACCGUCCUUCCAAAUGGUAAUUAUGUCGUUGCGGACUACGAGAAUAAAUGGGUCAGCAUUUAUGACCCAUUCGGAAAAUACAUCUCCAGAAUUGGAAUUGGGAAGCUGUUAGGCCCAAAAGGAGUAGCAGUAGAUAGAAAUGGCCAUAUUAUCGUAGUUGACAAUAAAGGUAACAAUGUUCUAGUAUUUCAAGAAAAUGGAAAGGUUCUGUACAAAUUUGGCAGCAGGCCUUCAGAACCAGGCCGAUUCACAGGUCCUCAUUAUGCAGCAGUUAAUAGCAGGAAUCAAAUAGUUGUGUCUGAUUUCCACAGUCACUGUGUCAAGAUUUUUGACGCGGAAGGAAGUUUCUUGUCAUCAUUCGGAUCGAAUGGUGAAGGCAAUGGACAAUUUAAUGCACCCACAGGAGUGGCCAUUGACUCCCAAGAUAAUAUUAUAGUAGCAGAUUGGGGAAACUGCAGAAUUCAAGUCUUUGACAUGAAUGGUUCAUUUUUGUCUUUCAUAAAUACUUUCGGAGAUCCUUUAUAUGGCCCUCAAGGACUUGCUUUAACAGCAGACGGACAUGUGGUUGUCUCAGACUCCGGUAACCACUGUUUCAAAGUGUACAAAUACUUACAAUAACGUCCAAGGAAAUUGAUUUGUGUGUAAAUCCUUGUUUAAUUUCAUGCUUGUUUUAAGAAAAGAUUUUCUCCCCCGUUUUUGAAAGUCUAUAUAUUGCUUGAAUAAAUUAAAUUAAAAAAAAAA
Molecule: messenger RNA, 923 nt
Organism: Stegodyphus dumicola
Lineage: Eukaryota; Metazoa; Arthropoda; Arachnida; Araneae; Eresidae
Product: tripartite motif-containing protein 2-like
Biological process (GO): protein polyubiquitination; proteasome-mediated ubiquitin-dependent protein catabolic process
Molecular function (GO): protein binding; ubiquitin protein ligase activity; zinc ion binding
Source: RefSeq, a predicted model, not a curated record